AUGUUCGAUUUUCUCCAAAACUUGGAAGACUCAGAAAGACCUUUACUCGGUCCUAACUUUUGGCUCAUAAAUAAAACUGGUCUUCUCUUACCUAAAACUAAUUUUGGAAAGUUGGCUUACAUUUUGGUUCACGAGAUCGUAACCUUUUUUGUUGUAACGCAAUAUGUUGAGUUGUACGUGAUUAGAUCGGAUUUAGAUUUGGUUUUGACAAACUUGAAGAUAUCGAUGCUGAGCAUCGUUUGCAUAGUGAAGGUGAACACGUUUGUGUUCUGGCAAACGAGCUGGCGGGAAGUCCUGGAAUACGUAAACGAAGCCGACAAAUUCGAACGAAACCAGACAGACGAAACGAGGGGAAAGAUAAUUGAAACUUACACCAAGUACUGCCGACGUCUCACCUACUUCUAUUGGAGUUUGGUAUUCACUACUUUUCUAACCACAACUAAUACUCCUCUAAUGAGAUAUUGGUCGUCACCGAUUUUUCGAGAACAUCUACGUAAUGGUACUGAAGAUUUUCCUCAUAUAUUCAGUUCUUGGAUGCCUUUUGACAAGAAUCAUUCACCAGGCAGCUACUGUACGAUUGUCUGGCAUGUUCUUCUGUGUGCAUACGGAGCUGCGAUCAUGGCGGCAUAUGAUACAUGCAUCGUAGUAAUCAUGGUAUUCUUUGGGGAAAAAUUGAAUCUGUUACGAGAACGCUGUAAGAAAAUGCUCGCUAAUGAUUUGUAUAAUCAUGCAUUCGUCAUUGGUCAGCUCCACGAUAUUCACGUUCAGCUUAUAAAACAGUCAAGGCUUUUCAAUUCACUGCUCUCACCGGUAAUGUUCUUGUACAUAUUAAUGUGUUCUUUGAUGCUCUGUGCCAGUGCGUAUCAACUUACAUCAGCAACGAGUACAGCUCAGAAGUUAUUGAUGGCAGAAUAUUUGAUAUUCGGCAUCGCUCAACUGUUCGUAUUCUGCUGGCACAGUAAUGACGUUUUAUUCAAGAAUGCGAAUGUGUCUCUCGGCCCGUACGAAAGCAACUGGUGGUCGAGAAGCCCGCGCGUCAGAGCGGACGUGCUGCUCUUGUGCGGACAACUUCGCGUCAGACAUGUCUUCACGGCGGGACCUUUCGCGGACCUGACACUUUCAACUUUCAUCAAGAUCUUGAAGGGAGCCUACAGCUAUUACACUUUAUUAAGAAAAUAA
Bombyx mori (domestic silkworm) is the source of this 1179-nucleotide messenger RNA. RefSeq names its product olfactory receptor 29 (gene Or-29). The record is from RefSeq and is marked provisional. Gene Ontology annotation, biological process: detection of chemical stimulus involved in sensory perception of smell; sensory perception of smell. NCBI's taxonomy places the organism in Eukaryota, Metazoa, Arthropoda, Insecta, Lepidoptera, Bombycidae. Gene Ontology annotation, cellular component: plasma membrane. Gene Ontology annotation, molecular function: olfactory receptor activity; odorant binding.